AUGCGUCGACCUCUGGGGCGACUGUGCCCGCCGAGUCCUCUGAGGCUGGCCAGGCGCCGGCCUCCUUGCUCAGCCGCCUGGGAGCUUGGUGUGGGGCGGGCUGCUCUCAGGACUCACACUGCAGUUCCUAAUAAAAUGAUCCCACAAGCCCCUACAGAUGCCUCUCACCUGUGUGCCGAGGCUGACGGCAAUGUCAGACGGGGCGCUGCCCUCUUGGGGCUCUCAUCGGUGCAGGGGGAGAAGGUGGGCGUGGGGCUCACCGAGGGCUGGGCCAUACAGCACAGAACCAGCCUGGCACGGGCAGCUUCGCCAGCACGCUCUCCACAGUUUUCAGGGUUCUGGUACAUUCUGGCUGUCGCUUCUGAGGACCAGAGAUUCUUGCCAGGCAGAGACAGGAGGAAGCUGGGGGCAUCGAUGGUGGAGGUCCACAAACCUGGCCAGCUGAACGUGGUCCUUGCCUUCAGCUGGUCACAGGGGUGCCAGUCACACACGUUAAUUCUGCGGAAAGAUAGGAAAAAGGCGAUAUUCAGGAAUCCUUGUGCGUAUGAAGGCCGGGGGCCUGGAGAGAAAGUCCUGGGGGUGGGCGUGACCUGGCUUCACGGCCACAGGCCCGGGAGAUGCCGCUCCUCUGUCCCAGGGUUGAGUGCAUGGGAGGGACAGCGGCCCCCAGGGCGGGCAGGCAGGCCACAGUCCCAGAGCCCACAAGCAUGCAAAUGGCUGCCUUCUCACUAUGUCAAGUGUCGGGGAGAGGGCUCUGGUGUCUUCCUCUUCUUAUAUGGGCACUGA
This is a messenger RNA of Odobenus rosmarus divergens (Pacific walrus), 786 nucleotides long. RefSeq lists its product as uncharacterized. The record is from RefSeq and is a predicted model, not a curated record. The coding region runs from base 1 to 786 and encodes 261 amino acids. The transcript has 4 exons. Lineage: Eukaryota; Metazoa; Chordata; Mammalia; Carnivora; Odobenidae.